AUGAAGGCCACAUCCCCAUCGUCCUGCAACUCUGAAAUGCUUCAAGCCACACUCGAUCAUUCUCAGGGCGAUCGGGAUGGGGAAGACGAUAAUGAUGACGACGAUUACGACGUUCUGCAGCCUCCUCCUCAUCUGUUUCUCUUCUUUAUUUGGUUGAUUUCUUGUAGUCUACUUCUGCCUUCUCCNUCACGUCUCGUUUUUGUAUGCAUCAAUCUUAGUUUGUAUUUAUUUUGGUAUACAUUUUGUUUGUUGCAGGCAUCUAAGAAGCAGUAUCACUGUGAUGGGUGUGGAAUUUGUAGAAUUGGGGGGCGGGAGAACUUCUUCCACUGCCACAAGUGUGGUUGCUGCUAUUCGGCUAUUUUAAAAAAUAGCCAUCCCUGCAUCGAAGGAGCAAUGCACCAUGACUGUCCUGUUUGCUUUGAGUAUCUGUUUGAUUCGACAAACGACGUAUCGGUGAUGCCGUGUGGACACACCAUCCAUCAAAAUUGCUUGAAUGCGAUGAGAGAUCACUUUCAAUUUGCUUGUCCUCUCUGCUCCAAGUCCGUUUGUGAUAUGUCCAAGGUGUGGGAAAAAUUUGACAUGGAAAUUGCAGCUACCCCAAAUCCAGAGCCAUACCAAAACAAAGUGGUUUGGAUUCUUUGCAACGAUUGCGGGAAAACGUCGAAGGUGCAGUAUCAUGUUGUGGCUCAAAAAUGCUUGAAUUGCAGGUCCUACAACACCAGACUGAUCGGCUAAGGAUGCGGAUAUGAAGGCCACAUCCCCAUCGUCCUGCAACUCUGAAAUGCUUCAAGCCACACUCGAUCAUUCUCAGGGCGAUCGGGAUGGGGAAGACGAUAAUGAUGACGACGAUUACGACGUUCUGCAGCCUCCUCCUCAUCUGUUUCUCUUCUUUAUUUGGUUGAUUUCUUGUAGUCUACUUCUGCCUUCUCCGUUCUAUUUGUUUGUUUCUCUUCUUUAUUUGGUUGAGUUCUUGUAGUCUACCUCUGCCUUCUCCGUUCCAUUUGUUGCUGUGUAUAUUUUGCUGUAUUUGCCCUUUCGUUCGAAAUAAGAUAUCGCAUCGUAAUCGUGUUAGUGAA
Cucurbita pepo subsp. pepo (vegetable marrow) is the source of this 1076-nucleotide messenger RNA. The record is from RefSeq and is a predicted model, not a curated record. Lineage: Eukaryota; Viridiplantae; Streptophyta; Magnoliopsida; Cucurbitales; Cucurbitaceae.